This is a messenger RNA of Nelumbo nucifera (sacred lotus), 3753 nucleotides long. RefSeq lists its product as uncharacterized. Gene Ontology annotation, cellular component: nucleus. The record is from RefSeq and is a predicted model, not a curated record. Gene Ontology annotation, biological process: telomere maintenance. Lineage: Eukaryota; Viridiplantae; Streptophyta; Magnoliopsida; Proteales; Nelumbonaceae.
GGCUUCUUUUAGGUUUGGCGCGAACAUCAACAGCUCAACGAGUAUCUUCUCUUCUUCCGCAGCUCUGCUAAUCCUACGCUUUGGAAGAUUCUUCUUCUUCUUCUCUACGUUAUCUGCUAAAAAUGGCAGACUUUGCUACCCAGAUUAAAGAAAUUGAAACCUGGCUUUCUUCGCGAACUAGAGAAGAGAAAUCUUUCGGUUAUUUAACCCUUCUACACCUUCAAGAGCAAUCAACAGUGGAUCCUUCUGCGAUUCAAGCCCUCUCCGAGCGGUUUCAACCUCUCCUUUCUUUGAUCAUGUCUGAUCUCUCUGACGAUGACGAAGAAAUUGCUGCCCCGGCUUUGAAGUGCCUGGGUUUCAUGAUCUACCACCCUUCCCUCGUUGCCGCCAUUCCGGAACAUUUUGCCAAGUUGAUUCUGGAUUCCUUGGUAAAGCUGGUUACAACAACUAAGAUAAAGGCUAUUUGUAAUUUAGCAGUUUGGUGUAUUUCAAUUCAACAGAUUAGUGCAUCAUUUCUAACUCCUCACUUUCAAUCUUUGUUACGUGCAAUCGUUCAUGCUCUUGACAAUCCCAUGGGUUCUCUAUCAGUAACAUUUGAGGCAAUCCAGGCCUUGAUGAAAUUGGCAACUCAACUAAGUGAAAUGUUGAGAGAUUCUUCAAAUAUAUGGGCUCCUCCAAUUUGUAGGAGACUUAUUAGCAAUGAUAAGAGGGAAAGGGAAAUGUCAGAAAGAUGUCUUUUGAAGAUUAGCUCUAUGAUAAGUCCUCCCCCCUCCAGCCUUUCUAAGGUACUUGUUGUAGACAUCAAGCAAAGGUUGCUUCCUGGAAUGAAGGAAGGGCUACAAAACCAUGGAAUGAAGGUUCCUGUUAUCCAAGCCUGGGGGUGGAUUAUCCGUUUACUUGGACCUUAUGCCACAAGGAAUAGGCAUAUGGUUAAUGAAAUGCUGAAAAUUCCCGAACAAACAUUUUCUGAUCCUGAUACACAAGUCCAGAUUGCAUCGCUGGUUGCCUGGGAAGGUUUGGUUGGUGCUCUUAUUCAAACUCCAAAACAACCUUCAGGGACAAAUACAACCCUAGAGCAAAGGAUGCAGCAAACUGAAAUGGUACAAACUGAUGUAUCUAAAGGCCAUUCUAGUGAAAACCAAGCAAAUGCCCUUUUGAAAAGUGUAAAGCUCAUAAUGACACCCUUGGUAGGAAUAAUGUCUAGUAAAUGUGACACAUCUGUUCAUUCAUCCUGCCUGAACACAUGGUUCUAUCUGCUACACAAACUUAGCGUUUCAGUUAAUUGUCUUCCUGUAUUGAAAACUGUCUUGGAGCCUAUCCUUGAAGUUGUCUUUAGAGUGGGACCUAACAGUAAGAGCAUCUGGAUAUAUAACUCCUGCCUUGAUUUGCUUGAUGAGUGCAUUUCAGCAAAAAGUAGGGAGGUGGAUUGUGACUUGGAAAAUCAGGUAGGUAAUCAUUUACCGAGUAAAGUCACUUCAUUUGGAACUCUUUCUGGUGGUAAGCUGCUAUGCAAGAACUAUGUAAUUAAAUGGUUGCCUUGGGAUCUUAGUAUGUUGGAUUUCCAUCUAAAAAUGAUUCAUAUAAUCAUCAGUCAAGGGUCAAUGGAAACUGCAAACCCUGAAAAUGCAAGUUUUGCCUGCAGUGCUGCCAUGAGGAUCUUCAGAUCUGUUUUGAAGGAAGUCCAAAUCAAGAUGAGAGGAUCAUCGAUUAAUUAUAAUGAUAUUAUGUUGUGUUUAAACAAAAUCUUAGUGUUCACAAAGAGGAUCUCUGAAGAGCUAAUUUCUAAAGAGUUUGGCACUAAUGACUUGCUACAGACUUCCCUCCAUUUUAUGGAGGCUGUCAGAGAGGAGGUAGAACCUCUGCUACUGACAUCCCCUCUUUAUAGGGUUGCUUUGGACAUUGAUUACAUUAAUGGCUUGCAAUCGAUUAGUGAUAUCAAGUAUACAAAUAUAAAGGGGAUCAAGGCUGUUGCUUUUAUGGAUAUGGUUUCACCAAUGGUUUAUUUAACUACCCUCUAUUUCUCUGUGGUGGCUCAAUCAAUUUCCACUGUAUCCAAAUUGGAGAUUAUUCUACAUGAGAUGCAAAAGCUUUUAAAUUUUCUAUUGUCUUCAUGUUAUCCUCUGGAGAAUCUACAUGCUAUUAUUAGUUUAUUGUAUAAGCACAGGGGAUCAGGCUGGUUAAAGAUAUGGCUUGUGAUUGCAGAAGGUCUCAAAGAGCACCUUGUUACUUCAAAAGAUCUUUCAGUAUUGAAAACUGAGUCAGAUGGUCCUGGUUAUGUUGUGAUCUGUUGGUUUUUGUGCUACCCUUUUGUUGUAUGCUCUUGGCCUCAGAAGCAAUCCUCCUUAUCCCCAAUAAAGAAUAGUGGUUCCUCGGAGUUGUGCUUACAGUCAACAAACACAACAAUUGAGCUUGAACGCGUUAUUGAAAUGUGGAGGUCACUUUAUGGUUGUAUCAAUUGUUCCUCAUAUUCUGAGUGUUCCACAAUGAGUGGUUUUACUGAGGAGAUGUCUGCUACACUGCUUGAAGUCUUUAAUGAAAGUAUCAGCAUGCUUGAGGUUUACACUAAGCUAUGCCCGAAGGACAAGAAUCAGAUCCUCCUCUCUCUUUUUGGUGAAGUCACAAUAUAUGUCUUGGAACAAAUCCUGGUAUUGGAUGCUGUAGCUUUAAAAUCAAGAGUAAGCAACAGUGAAGAAGAUGGUGAGUAUGAUCAACCCAGCAACAUCAAGAACAGCAUGGAGUUCAUUGCUAGAUUCCUGAAAGUGUCACAUAGUGUGCAAGCAGUUGUGCCAGCUGAAAAUGCUGUCAUUUCAAGGCUGUUUUCUGCUUUAGCUUGCUUCUUGCGCCGUCUUCACUUGAAGAAAGAUAUACUUUUAUUCAUGGAGGUAAUCACUGCACCGAUGGUUCAAUGGCUCUCUUAUGGGCAAAUAAAGCAAGGAAGCAUGAUGGCCCAACUUCAACUCCUUUGGACAGAGACUCUUAAUGGCUUGCAGAGAACAUGGCCGCCUAUCAUCUUUGAUUCCUCCUUUCUCAAAGUCCAGGCACCUCUUCUAGAAAAGACUCUGGAUCACCACAGUUCCACCAUUUCGGACCCCACGAUUGUCUUCUGGAAUUCUACAUAUGGUAAUCAGGUUAAAUUAGAUUACCCUCAAAGCUUACUUCCAGUCCUGGACAAACUGUCAAGAAAUGGCAAGAUAAGCAUCCACAGGAGAAACCCCCGAAUGCUAGUGAAUGGCCAUUCUGGAGUAGAAUUGAUUGAUGCUAGGCAGAGAUAUAAGGUGGCGUCAACACAGAAGAGGUCAAAAAGAGUAGAGUUCAUUGAGACCACUGAAAACGAUUUUGACUGUACUGAUAAGCCAACCCCAGGUUUGAAAAGGAAAACGGUAGAGCUAACUGAACAUCAGAAAGAAGUCAGAAGAGCACAGCAAGGAAGAGAGAGGAAUUGCAAUGGGCAUGGUCCUGGGAUCAGGACCUACACAAGUGUUGACUUUUCUCAAGGGAAUGAAGAUUCACAAGAAAGCCAGGAGCUCCGAAAUCCAGAGUCCAUUUUGGAGAUGUUGAGAAGAACAGGUUAAGUUAUUCUUUUGAAGGAUUCAUGAAUGAAGCCCAAAAUUUCAACUUUCAACUAGUCAUAUUCCUGAAAAUUGUAUAUUUACCAUGUAUCAUAUGUACUUGCAUUAUUUUAACUUUAUUUAUACACUACAUAAACUAUCAAUCAUUGGAAACUUAAGUCAUGUCAACCACCAUUAGUCCUAA